CUCCACUAAUCCAAACAGUCAAACAAGGAAGCUGGUUUGGGAAAACUUUUUAGAUCCUGAUAGGGUCCGAACGUCCUUAAAAUUUAGAUCUAUUAAUCUAGACUCUAGACCUAGUCUAGAUCUGUAUAAUCUUGAUCACAUCACUCAGAAGGAAGCUCUAAUCUAUCAACUGAAGUAAUCAAUAACUAAAUUACAAGGAUAACAAUGUAAAAAACCAGCUUGAUCAAAUACUUCAUUAGCUUGGAAAGGCUUAAGGUUUUAGUCAAAACUAAUGAUGGCUGCAUGUAUGCCAGAAGAAAGCUGGCAGACAUUUCUAGAAUCAUCUCUUUAUGAUGUACCACUCCAUGCUUUAAGAAAUUCAGUUUGUCACAGACUUGCUCUUUAUCUAGACAUUGAAGAUGUAGUCAUGCAUAAUGGAUAUAUUCCUAACUAUGGUGGUUUGGCAGAGUUAAUUGGCUUUUCAGGAUUAGAAAUUAUGGAAUUUGAAAGGGCCAAAUCUCCAACACAAGCUUUAUUACUGGAAUGGAAGUCACGACCUGAUUUAAAACCUAAAAUUGGCAAGUUGGUGGAGUUUCUUUUUCAACUUGAUAGAAUUGACGUUUUAACUGAUUGUCAUCAAGCAAUUAACGAUGAAGCUAAGUUAUUUAUUGAUAAAGAGUCAAAGGCAUUGUUAAAACCUAUUCAGGAUGAAACAGUGACACCUGGACCAGGCUCAGAAACUCCACCAUACAUUACCAGACAAGAUGUAUUGACAGGUAAAAAGACUUACUAUGAUGCUUACAUCUGCUAUAAUCCUAUUGGAGAGUCAUCAAAAGAUCUAGAAUUUGUUCGUGAGCUCAUUUCAAGAUUUGAAUCUGACAAAUAUCGCUUUACUCUCUUUGUUCCAUUUAGAGAUGAUCUGCCAGGAAUGAAUGAACAUGCAAUUAAUGCCAAAAUAAUUUCUGAAAGGUGUCGACACAUGAUAGUUGUUUUAAGUAAAAACUUUCUACAAAGUGAAGCUUGUGAGUUUCAGAGCACAUUUGCACAGUCUCUUUCACCAGGUGCAAGAAACAAACGUAUUGUUCCAAUCAAAAUAGAGGAUUGUGUCAUUCCGAACAUUUUGAGAAUUAUGGCUUGUUGUGACUUUACUAAAAAAGAUCUCUGGGAUUGGUCAUGGGAUAGAUUAGCAAGGUCUAUCACAGCACAACUUGCCACAGAAGAUUUUCAAUCUUAUCAGUCUUCAAGUGAAAGUACUUCAGGUUUUUCCAGAGGUUACAGCAGCAUGUCAUCUCUCCAACAAUCUAAUUCACCAAGGUCAUCAUCGCCUGACUCAGGAAUCAGUGUAAUACAAAACCACACUGUACCUAUUGCUACCGCCAGUGGAUCUACGCCCAGCAUGAGUCCUUUCAAGAAGAUAACAGAAAAGUUAAGCAAAAACAAAUCUCGAGACAAAUCUAAAAUGGCAACAGCACAAUUUUAACACUGGUAUAUUAAUAAUGAACUAUUUGUAAUAAUUAAGCAAUGUCAUGUAUAUUUUUCUUAAAACAUAAAAUAAUGUAUCAUUUUUAAAAGUGUGGAUAAACUUUCUUAUUUAUUUGAAUUCACUUCUUGUUUUUAGGAGGCAGCUGUUUACACCAAUAGUGAUCUGCCACUUCAAAAGUUUCAUUUUUGCUUGAAUAGGUUAAAUACAAAGAAAUGGUUGCUAAAAUUAUAUAUUUUUUUAUAAGAUGAAAACAGAAUGUAAGGAAAAAGUAGUCAUUAAAUGGAGCUAGCGUUGUACCAAUUUAAAACUAUUUCUAAAGUUGUGAAUCAUUUAGAAGGCUGAAUUUAAAUUUGUUUCCCUUUGGCUUAAUGUGUUCAUUCCAAGAGUUUUGAUCAAAAUAAUAGACUACUUCCUGUUAGAUCUAUUUACUUUUGAUUGAAAUAAUUGAGUACCUCCUGUUAGAUCUAUUUACUUUUGACAGGAGUAAUAAUUCCAUCACUCUCAUCCCCUAGAUUCAUAUUUUUGUUUUUGCCUUAUAAAGCUAUGAAGCAAAAAACAGCAGAAAGAAACAUUUGGAAUGAGAAAGUACUUACUUUCCAGUUUCUCCAUGCAGCAUAAGCCUCCAAGUAUUGUUUCAUCUACAAAAUGUCUGCAUUCACAAAGAGAAUGUCAUGUCAAGCUGUCUAGUCUUCUCUUACUAGAAAGUUUGUUUAUAAAUAUUGAAAACUUUUGCAGCAUUGCUUGGUCUUAUGGUGACCUAUGACAUAAUUGUUCCUAUUUUAUUUAACCCUAAAACUGUUACAGACAGACCACAAAAAAACUAUUAGCAGCCCAAGCGGGGGCACUAACAAAGGUAUUCAUAAAUUAAAAAUUACACUGCAAUUCAUAAAUAUUCAUUACUUUCAGUUUUUGUUUUAAGAAUCUCUAAAAAAGAAUGAUUUCAAUUUGCUCUUACAAACUCUACUCUCGCAUUUUUCUCUACCUUCAAAACCUUUUUCGGUCUAUCAGAGGAACAAGGAGAAGAUUGGCAUUCCAUUUUUUUUUUUUAAUUAAAAUUGUUUCCUUAAAAUUCAUUUUGUUUGAAUGUCCUAUACACCCUGUAUUGCAUGAGUACUUAUCUAAUUAAAGUCAAUUACAUGGAAAGGGUUUUACAAUUUGUACAUACAGCAUUCACAAAUAAACUUUCAUUUUGGAUUUAGAUCUGAUUUGAAUACAAAGACUUUUCAGUGACAAGAGUUAUGAACUUUCAAUAUCUUUCGAAAUAAAAUUUUAUAUACAUGA
Messenger RNA from Biomphalaria glabrata, 2743 nucleotides. Its product is annotated as myeloid differentiation primary response protein MyD88-like. Lineage: Eukaryota; Metazoa; Mollusca; Gastropoda; Planorbidae. Gene Ontology annotation, cellular component: plasma membrane. The transcript is spliced from 12 exons. Gene Ontology annotation, biological process: innate immune response; Toll signaling pathway; defense response to Gram-positive bacterium. The record is from RefSeq and is a predicted model, not a curated record. The coding region runs from base 272 to 1459 and encodes 395 amino acids. Gene Ontology annotation, molecular function: Toll-like receptor binding; TIR domain binding.